AUGCUCGAGAACCUCCCACUCCCAACUGAGUUCCAUGGGCAUAUUGAAUGGGGCACCCCGGAGGGAUCGCCUCCAGUGUCGGAACUGGCGUCCAGUUCUCACACGAGAGAGGGCGGACAAGGGGGCCCCGGCUUAGCGGCCAGGCCUCCGUCGGUCCGAUCGCUCGUUAGCAGAAUCUCGGCUAUAACCCGCAAGAACAAGGAGGGGGCCGAACGCCAACAGGAUAAGCUCCGCGAGGCCCAGCGAGAAGUAGAGCAAACCAAAAAAGAGAACGCCAUGCUCAAGCAGCAGCUCGAGGACGCAAGGGAACAGGUGUAUCUAACCCGGACGAGUUCAUUGCCGAGGCACCCAGCCGCGGCCGAGACUUCACACAGCAGCCUAUCGCCUUCCCCAUCGGCCGGCUGAUCAAUAACAACACAAAGCUGUGGGAGUGUCAAGGCGAAAGCCAUAACAGCUCCGUGGCCUCCUUCUCAGACGCCUCAACUGUGCCGGGCAGGUUCCUCCGCCGUACUGUGUCCUUACGGCAGCUAUUGAACCACUACGAGUUGGAGCAUCAAAGAUACCAACAAAUAACGAACCCUUACGUAUUCAAAUGCUCUCGUUGCCAAUUUCUUAGCCGAGAUGCCAAUCUGCACCAGUGCCCAAACUGCAGAUUGACCAUGGCCAGCGGCAAUCUUUCAUGGGAGUGGUGGUAUUACGGAUCCAUGGGUAUCAUAACCAGGAUCGAGUGGACCAUUUAAACCGUAAAGAGUUGGCGUUGGAGGCAGAUACUACGACUUCUGCGAGCACCUGGGGUCAUCAUUACGACGACGACUUCGCCUCAAGGAUCAUUAGAGGGAUCCCGCGGGAAAACCUCCCUGAUCUAUUCCCGACCACCCCCGACGACGUAUGCGAGGAGUGCAGCACCUUGGACAUCUGGGUCCAUGUUCAUGACCAGUGGGACAGCUGUUGUUCUGGGCGACCCAAGUUUUCCAGCCAUGUUACUGAAGAUAUUCCGGGGCGUUGAGGUCGAAGUCCUGCUGGUGUUGCCGGCGGGUCGCUCCAUCGGCGACAUCCCGGCCUACGAGCGCGUCGGGGCUGGGAGAAUACCACGAAACCGUGUAGCGCCGGAGGAGGAGGCCGUGCCUGGGAAACUGGUCUAAAGGAAGCUUCUGACGAGCCCCUCGCGGCCCAAAAGCAUCCAUCGUGCGCGUCUCGCCACUGCCGGCUCCCUGCCAGUCCAGCUGGUUAACACACCCGCCCACACGGCAUGUCUCACUGGCGCUGGUAUCACCAACCUCCGCAUCGGCCAAGGCGUCACCGUAGUCUUUAAGCUCUAUCAGGUAAUUACACAGAUAUUGUCACAAAAAAGGCAUCAUCCGGGGCAGACCGGGGCUUGGCAAGGGACCUUCUUCGCUGAGAAGUCGCGCACGCAAUGGAGGAAAUGAUUGUAUACUGUGGAUAGGCUUCGAUCUCGAGAUAUAAGAAGCAAACAAACAAACAGUACUGGUAAAGGAGGUCAUAUUCAUCAUCAUCUAUCAG
This is a messenger RNA of Gaeumannomyces tritici R3-111a-1, 1521 nucleotides long. RefSeq lists its product as hypothetical. The transcript is spliced from 2 exons. Bases 1 to 405 code for a protein of 134 amino acids. Lineage: Eukaryota; Fungi; Ascomycota; Sordariomycetes; Magnaporthales; Magnaporthaceae. The record is from RefSeq and is a predicted model, not a curated record.